AUGAAGCGACGAUGUUAUACCGGUCGAACGAUUUUUCGUUUUGUCUUGCACGUUGUCUUGGUGGGAUAUCUGCUUGAAAAUGGCGAGAUGCCACUGCCUGUGGCGUUUGCGAAAUCGGUCAAGGCCAAAAAGUCCGUGAGGCUGAGAGGCCACCGUCAAACGACGAAUGCCAAAGCAUCAGAGCCAGCAUCAGUUUUGACGCAAGUGAAACAGGAAUCCAGUGGUACCACUAGUAUUGAGCAAUCAUCCUCAAAGACCCGAAAGUUGACGUCCAUGUGGGAAAACACAGAAACGGCAUACCACGUGGAAUUUGGAGAUGCAAGGAACAGUGAUGUGCAAGCAGACGAGAAAGCGGUGAUAGAUGUGAUUGUUGACGGAGAGUUGACCUCCGAUACAGACUUGGCUCCGGUGCGCGACGAGGAACAGGGCGAGCCUGGAAUGGAGCCUGGAAUGGAAGAACCUCCUUCCAUUGAUCACCUGGAGAUGGAACAAUCGUCGGCCGAUGAUCCAUACGAGGUAGAUCCCAUGAAAGAAGAACCAAAAGAGCUAUAUGUGCACCCUGGCGGAAAAUCAUACAAAACCAAUAAAGUCAAGGGUUCUCCGAAGAGCGCGGUAGAGCCUGAACCAGAACCGCCAAUGCUGCCAGAGCCAGAGCGUGACCCAGAGCCAGAAGAAAUCGAAGAAGUCGACGAAGAGGAGGAAGAUUACGACACUGUGGCCGAGCCCAUGGUGACUCCAAACAUCAAGGAAGAAGAAGUUUCGGUUGAAGAAGAAGAAUAUGUAGAGGAGGAGCCUGAGGAACGUCCAAAGGAUGGGAAGGACGACAAGGAUGAAUACAUCUCGGCCGAGCCUCAGCACACCGAACCCGUUUCCGAGGAUGAAGAGCUUGCAUCACCAGAAGAAGAGUAUCCUCCCGCCAAAGAAAGCGGAAAAGGCAAAGCCAAAGGAAGAAGCCGACGGUCACCACUGAUGGCCGAAAUCGGUGUGGGAGUCCAUUACACCCGCCCCAGAUCCUCCGGUACGCCUAACAAUCAGGACUAUUCGGCACUGGCCAGAAUAACAUCGCAUGUCUGUGACUACAUAUUCAGGAACUACUUUGAAGACAUUGAAGACCUUCGAUUCUUGUCAACAGAUCAGUUGGCAAUCUACACCGUGAUUGCCAAUGACUACGUCGAGUUUACAGUUGCAGCAUAUUUUGAUGGUGACUCCAGUAUACUUCCCAAUGAAAGUCGGCUGACGGAUAUCGUCGUGCGUAGUCUUCAGGAUGGCAGCACGUACUACGACUACUACUUGUUCUUGCUGGAAAAUUUGGGAGCCGGCAACUCGUUUGCCUCGGUCACCAGCAUAGAACUCAACGUGCAAAGUUCCCAUCUAACAGGACCAGGUGGGCAUUUGAACCCGCCGCCAACCAUUGCUCAACGAGGCACAAGUCGAAUCUUCAAGGUGUUCAUUCCGAUUGUGGUCGUGCUACUAGCCAGUGUUGUGGGUGCCAUGGUCUACAUGAACUGGGUGGAGAGCCACGAGCUUCCUGAAGGGGAAGGAGAGAUCCUUAACAAGGUGCACCGCCGACGACAAGAUCCACGAAAGCGACUACAUCAAAAUCGUCGCUAUCGCCAUCGUCACUAUCAAAGUGCGAGCAGUAGUGAUGGAGAUCACAGUACACUGCCAUCGUUAGGAGAUCAAUCCUCCUACAUCGCCGACGAUGCAACAUCCAUCUCUGAGUCUUCUGAUCGAUUUGUUGAUGAAAUGGUACCAUCGCCUCCUCGGAGGGCCAGACAGGUCCGUGUGUCACCAAAGGUCCGCUACCGUACCUUCACUCCAGCUGAUUUUUCGUCUCGAGUUGACUUUGAAGAAGUAAAUCUUCAAGAUGACGUUGAUGAUGACGACGAUUGCCCCAUUCCACUGGAGCCAAAGGUUCCAGCUAAGAAGAGUCCGGCGAAAGUAGCCACGACCACCCAACUGGAGCCACAAAUUUCAGCUAAGAAGCCUCUUGCGGAAGAAGAAGCGACGACGACCCAACUGGAGCCAAAGAUUCCAGCAAAGAAGACCCUACUGGAGCCACAAAUUCCAUCUAAGGAGACUCCGGCGGAAGAAGAAGCGACGAUAACCCAACUGGAGCCACAAAUUCCAACAAGGAAGACUCCGGCGGAAGAAGAAGCGACGAUGAUCCAACUGGAGCCACAAAUUCCAACAAGGAAGACUCCGGCGGAAGAAGAAGCGACGAUGAUCCAACUGGAGCCACAAAUUCCAACAAAGAAGACUCCGGCGGAAGAAGAAGCGACGAUGAUCCAACUGAUGGACGACUUUGCCAAAGUGCUCAACUCGGCACCGUUCGGCGUCGACUCAACAGACGAACCACCAGCAAGCAAAGCGCCUCCAGGAAACGAUCAGCUGUCGUCAACUGCCAGCAUUCCAUGGGAUGAAGCAUCGAGGCAGCGAGCGGAUGUGUUCCGUUCAGACAUUUCAAGAACCCGGUCUGCUGAUCCAGACGGCGUUGUCCCUAUAGAAGAUGAUAAUGCCGAAAAGCGACGAACGUCGGAAGUCACUGUGGCAACUGCAAACUUGACAACGAUCGAAGCUCAGAAACAAACCACAGAGAGCAUCCCAGAACAGGCGAUACCGGUAGCUACUACCGGUCCAUCCAAAGCACCUCCACAGUCCAUGCUAUCAGCUCUACGGCAGAUGAACCUUGAACUCGAUGAAAACAUGCGCAAGUUCCGAUCAGCGGAAUCUCGACAAGUUAUGCUGGGAGAGUCGACUGAUAUGGAAGAUGAGUUUGAAGAGGAGCUCGUUGACGAGGAAGUUACGGUCGCUACUGAGUACGAAGAGGAGGAACUGAUUGAGGAAGAAACAUUGUACGAAGAUUCUACUGUUCAUGACGUCGCGCGCCAAGAAACCGAGGACGAAGGAGACAAGGUUGACGAGACGAAGUCGCUACCUGAGGAACCAGCCGCGUCUCCUGAUGAGAGACCAGCAUUGACAGAGAAACCCUCUACAGACGACGCGAGUGUUACUUCGCAGGUCUCAAACUCAAAACUUCCUCCUAAGAAGCUACGCGACUUCUGGGAGAAAAAAAGCACCAACCAACAGAAUCCUCGGGACUUUUGGGAAAGCCAGUCAAAACGCAAAAAAACCUAGUGCUUGAUAACAUCGUCUCAAAGUUCGGGACGGCCCGUUCAAACUACAUUUACUUCGCUAUCAGUAUGGCUGCCUUGCUUCGAUUAAAUGCUUCACUAAAACAAUGUGGCAAAGUGUAGCAGUAGCUAUACUAGUAUUAUUAGCAGGAAACCAAUAGGUUUU
This is a messenger RNA of Seminavis robusta, 3300 nucleotides long. Lineage: Eukaryota; Bacillariophyta; Bacillariophyceae; Naviculales; Naviculaceae. The record is from the annotation of a GenBank genome assembly.